ACCGUUCGUCGGGGUCACCAAAAGGGUCCAACGACACCCUUCACAUGCCAUUGCUUUGGCCACACUGCGUUGGGACUUGAAAAGAAAUUUGCGCCCUCGUUUUUGGGUUUCCCUAAUAAAUUGGAAGAAAAGGUGCAAGUUGAAUCCCAAUGCGACGUUCGAAGGCUCCCUCGAUGCGCCGGGCAGCUAAGCGCGAAACUGAAGAUCCAGCUUCUCUCGUGGAACCACAGUCAUCAUGCCCCUGGCCCAGCACCUCUCUUCCGAGCGAAUGGGGAUCCUCCAAGGGCCCCGAAAACCUGGGACCCCGAGAACUCAAGGCUGGAGAGAAUCCCCUGAGGGAGAGCCGCAUCUUCCAUGUGCUCUGGCGCAAUCAGACCACCAAAAAGCACAAGACAUGGACUGGCAACGGAACCCUGGUGGUCACCGGAUCCAUAGUAACCCUUAAGGAUGACACUGGCAAGGUUGUGGACACCAUGACGUGCUUCAAGCAGCGGGAUUUCAAGGAGAACGAUCAGCUGCAAGUCGGCACCAGAGAUGUGGAGGUCCAGGAGGAAAUUAAAACACUCGAGGAGUGCGUUUCCCAACGCAAGUUGGAGAUUGCCACCUGGUGCCAGAAAAUUGAUGCACUCAAUGGCCAUUCGGAUACAUCGCCACCUUCCGUGGCCAAUGCUCCCUUUAGAUCACAUGUGCUAAAGAAAAUAAAGCGCGAGGAAAACUUUAUGGAGGUAGAGAAACCAUCGACUUGGGGAUCCUCCGAGAGUAGUAAACAGCAAGAAACCCUACCUCAUGUAAACACUGCUCCCUGUAUAUCCAAUGAGCUGGAGAGGGCAAUAAAUAAAGUAAGACCCACGGAGGUACAGGAUCCUUCCACGUCGAGAUUCACCAGUGUGGAAUAUCUGUGCUUCUUAACUCCAGCAGCACUUCAAGAAAGCAUAUUUGUUUUUCUGGCUGAAUGCAUAAAAAAAUGUAAAGUAGAUCCUUUUCUAAUAAAGGAAAUGGUCCAAGUGGUAUGCGAUCAUCCCGUUCUACUGAAAACUCUCUUCAAGAAUACGGACUUUACGGAACUUAUGCAGGUAUUGGAGCCCAAGCUGCCGCCCUGGACAGAAAUGGGCCUCUACGACUCCGCCAAGUUUGAGUUCGUCCAUGUAAUGCUGGACCACUUAGUCCUAGAAAGGAAAGAGAAAUGCUGCAUUUUGGCGAACACUCAGGAUUGCUUGAGACUAGUUGUGGGCUACUGCCAGAGCUAUGAUAUAGACCAUGCGCAGCUGGAUAGCCACCAAAAAGUAGCUGUCUUUAACUCCAAUGAGAAACCAAUGGUUGGCCUAGUUCUUAGCUGUAACUUACCAGAGGUUCGAUCUCUGCACUGUAAACACCUUAUAAUUUAUAAUCACGAUGCCAGAGAGGAAGCCUCCCAACUGCUGGCAUGUAGAGAAACAAGCACAAAAGUAUACACACCAAUCACAUCUGGAGGUGGUCCCGAGGAAAUGCAGUUCUAUAGACGACUUGGUCGGAUAACAGAUAAUAAUUCCCUGGGGGAUCUUCAAAAUUACGGAAGUGGGCAGAUGCCAAGCACUGUUUACGAGCUAGACACCUGGACCAAAAUUGAACCACCCUUUAGCAAUAAUUUCUUUGAGGAAUCCACUAUCUCUGAUAGUCUGGAAAGCCUAUUACUGGUUUAUUCAAGGAAAACAGUAGCAAAUCUUAAAAAAUAAGAAAUAAUAAUAGUUUUCAUUUAAACUUCAGUAAGUGAACAAUUUCGGAAUCUUAAUAGUCAAAACAUAUUCUUGGGAAUAUGUAAAUCUAAUUCUAAUAAUACUUAUCUUAUGCUGUUUCAAUUUUUGAAAUGUUUAAGGAAAGAGAGUUCUUAAGCUA
Molecule: messenger RNA, 1872 nt
Organism: Drosophila biarmipes
Lineage: Eukaryota; Metazoa; Arthropoda; Insecta; Diptera; Drosophilidae
Exons: 5
Coding region: 150-1712 (520 amino acids)
Source: RefSeq, a predicted model, not a curated record